Messenger RNA from Heterocephalus glaber (naked mole-rat), 921 nucleotides. RefSeq names its product eukaryotic translation initiation factor 1B (gene Eif1b). Gene Ontology annotation, biological process: translational initiation. The record is from RefSeq and is a predicted model, not a curated record. Lineage: Eukaryota; Metazoa; Chordata; Mammalia; Rodentia; Bathyergidae. Gene Ontology annotation, molecular function: translation initiation factor activity.
ACAAAAGCGACGGCGGCCAUCUUGGGCGAGCAGCCGCAGCGCCGCUUCCCCGCCGCAUCGACCUUGCUCUCGGUUCCGCUCCCGCCGCUGCCGCCGCCUGCCUCGGCCGCCCUCUGCCGCCGCCUCCUUCCUCCUUUCUCCUCUUCUCCCGUCCUCUCGCCGCCGCAGCCUCCUUUCGCGCGUCCGGGCGGGCCCCGCAGGAAUUCGUCCCCACCGGCCUCACACUAGUGUCGCAUGUCCACUAUCCAGAACCUCCAAUCCUUCGACCCCUUCGCUGAUGCCACUAAGGGUGACGACUUACUCCCGGCAGGGACCGAGGAUUACAUCCAUAUAAGGAUCCAGCAGCGCAACGGCAGGAAGACGCUCACCACGGUCCAGGGCAUCGCGGAUGACUAUGACAAGAAGAAGCUUGUGAAGGCGUUCAAAAAGAAAUUUGCCUGUAAUGGUACUGUGAUUGAACAUCCCGAGUACGGCGAGGUUAUUCAGCUUCAAGGUGACCAAAGGAAAAACAUUUGCCAGUUUCUCUUGGAGGUUGGCAUUGUCAAGGAGGAGCAGCUUAAGGUUCAUGGGUUCUGACAGGAGCCCACACACAGGAGAGUUUCUUGGAUGAUUUUGUUCUCUAAACCCAGCUUGGCUGCCUUGUGAGAUGAUUCUCUGCAGUGAACGGACUUUUUAUUUCUUCAGCUAUUCAAACUUCCAUUCCCAUCUGCAUGACAGGAGACAUGGGAUGUAUGGGCUGGAAACACACAAGGAAAUCGCAGUCAGAUGGUAAUGAAGCCCUGUAUUCCUCUUAACAUGUUUCCAAUGGAAAAUAUUUCAUUUUGAGUGUUUAUUGUUUAUUUUCAGUUGACUAAAUGUUUUUUGUUGUAUUAAACCAUGUAUGUUGCAGCUUAACAAUAAAAAAUCUGAAUUCUUUUAUGA